Molecule: messenger RNA, 2070 nt
Organism: Salvia hispanica
Lineage: Eukaryota; Viridiplantae; Streptophyta; Magnoliopsida; Lamiales; Lamiaceae
Product: serine/threonine-protein kinase 12-like
Biological process (GO): protein phosphorylation
Molecular function (GO): protein binding; protein serine/threonine kinase activity; ATP binding
Source: RefSeq, a predicted model, not a curated record
AACUAUCUUCCCACUGUCAAUUGCACACAUUACUGGGUGUCUGUGUGCAUCUAUACAUAUAUAUAAAUACAUAAAUGCACAUUUCUUAAGCGUGUUGAAUUCUUGCUAGAAAGUUUUCCCCUUUUUUCCUGCCCAAGUUUAGUUUGCUGAGAGCUCUUAGGUUUCUCAUGAUUUUUCACCUUUUGAGCUUUUCCGGAAAGUGUUAGAGGGUUUAAAUUACCUGUGAUUAGUUUCUCCUAUUUGAUUUUAGGUUUAAAGUCUUAAUUUUUGGCAAAAUUUGGGGUUUGAAAUUUUUAUUUCAUUUUUAUUCUUGUUAGGUGCAGAAUUCCUUCCUAAUUCAAAAACUCAUCAGCUAUUUUAAAAGUGAUCUUUUGCAACCAUUAGUUCUUGAUUUGCAGAGGUUAAUUAAAGAAUUCUUGCACAAGAUCUUCAAUUUUAGAAAAAAAUUCAAAUCUUGAUAGAGUUGGGAUAAAUUUUUCAAUGGAGUCCGAUGCGCCAGCUAAGUUUACUCUAUGGAAGCAAUCGUCAAUGGCGCCGGAGAGGGACUACGAGGAACUUGAUGAGCUGGAGGAGCAGGAAGAGAAUGAUGUGAUUGACGUUGAUCCAGGGUUGAAACUGAUGUAUGUGGUGAAUGGGGGUGAUUUGGAUGGGAUCAGGGAGCUGGUGGAGUCCGGCGUGGAUGUUAAUUUCCGCGAUAUUGAUCACCGGACUGCUCUCCAUAUCGCUGCUUGCCAGGGGUAUGAUGAUGUUGCCCAGCUGCUGCUUGAGAAUGGAGCCAAGGUGGAUUCUUGUGAUCGGUGGGGAAGCACGCCGCUUGCAGACGCCAUACAUUAUAAAAACCAUGGUGUAAUCAAACUAUUGGAGAAGUACGGUGCGAAGGAUCUUAUGGCUCCAAUGCACGUUGAAAAUGCUCGUGAGGUCCCUGAAUACGAGAUCCAUCCCAAUGAACUUGAUUUCACCGAUAGCAUUGAGAUAACAAAGGGAACAUAUAGGGUAGCUUUGUGGCGUGGAACGAAGGUUGCUGUGAAAACUUUCGGGGAAGGAAUUGCUAUUGAGGACAAAGUCAAGGCUUUUCGGGACGAGCUUGCGUUGCUUCAGAAAAUUAGACAUCCAAAUGUUGUACAGUUUCUUGGCGCUGUCACACAGAGCAGUCCGAUGAUGAUUGUGACUGAAUACUUACCAAAGGGUGACCUCCACGAGUAUUUGAAGAAAAAAGGUCCGCUUAAGCCUGCAACAGCUCUCAGAUUCGCUAUGGAUAUUGCCAGGGGAAUGAACUACCUACACGAAAAUAAAUCUGAAGCAAUUGUUCAUCGUGAUCUUGAGCCUUCGAACAUCUUGCUGGAUGACUCCGGGCACCUAAAGGUUGCUGAUUUUGGAGUUAGCAAGCUUCUUAAAGUCGCCAAAAGAAUCAAAGAAGACGCACCUCUUGCUUGCCAAGAUACUUCUUGUCGUUAUGUAGCUCCGGAGGUCUUCAGAAACGAAGAGUAUGACACGAAAGUAGACGUAUUCUCGUUUGCGUUAAUCCUACAAGAGAUGAUUGAAGGAUACCCACCAUUCUAUUUAAAGCAAGACCACGAAGUUCCCAAACAUUAUUGCGAAAAGGAGCGCCCUCCCUUUAGAGCCUCGUCGAAGUUCUAUGGCCACGGAUUGAAACAUUUGAUCGAGGAAUGUUGGAGUGACGAUCCAGCUAAUAGGCCGACGUUCAAGCAGAUCAUUCCCCGACUGGAAGCAAUCUAUAACCGAUUUGGCCACAGAAGGCGUUGGAAGGUGAUGAGGCCAUUGAAGUGCUUUCAGAGCUCAGAUUGGAUGAGAGAUGGGUCGAGCAGGACAAAUUCGACUCGCUAGUCAUGAAAUUGCAGGUGAUGAGGCUAUUGCCAUGCUGUUUAAUUUGUUGUUGAAGAUGAAACUCAUCUUGUUGUUGCUUAGUGAUUACUGAGAAUGCUGUUUAAUGUAAGUUCCCACAUUGUGCAAAUUUACCUCCCCUCUCUGUCUUGUAACAUGCAUGUAUUAAAGAAAGAAGAUGUAUAUGGGGAUUUGAUCUUGACAUUUUAUGUGAUUGUUAUUAUGGGA